AUGGCGGGCGCGGGGGGCGGCGCGGGGCCCCCCCCGGGCUGGUACCACCGGGACCUGAGCCGGGCCGCGGCCGAGGAGCUGCUGGCGCGGGCGGGGCGGGACGGGAGCUUCCUGGUGCGGGACAGCGAGAGCGUCCCCGGGGCCUUCGCGCUGUGUCUGCUGUUCCAGAAGCACGUGCACACGUACCGCAUCCUGCCGGAUGAGGAUGACUUCCUGGCGGUGCAGACGUCGCAGGGGGUGCCGGUGCGGCGGUUCCAGACGCUGGGCGAGCUGAUCGCGCUGUACCUGCAGCCCAACCAGGGGCUCGUCUGCUCCCUGCUCUUCCCCGUCGAGCGCGACAAGGACCGCGACGCCGCCGAGGACCGGGACUACUCGGAUGGGGACGAUGAGAAGCCGCCGCUGCCACCGCGCUGCGGCUCCAGCAGCGGCUGCAGCACCGCGGGGGGGCUCAGCCCGUCCGGCCCCGCAGCGGCCGUGUUCGAGGGGACAGCCGAGAGCCCCAACGGGCUCUGCAGCCUCUCGCACGAGUACCUGAGGAGCAGCUACUCUCUGGACCUGGCGGGGGUGCAGGGGGGGGCCACGACCCUGCCCCACCUCAGCCGGGCGCUGGGCGCGUCCUGCCGGCGGCUGCACAGUGAGGUGGACAAAGUGCUGGCGGGGCUGGAGACCCUGGCCAAGGUGUUCGACCCUCAGAGCGCCCCCAGCGUGGGCAGGGCCCUGCAGCAGCCCAUGGGGCAGGGCGGGGAGCAGGAGCUGGAGACGCUGGUGCUGAAGCUCUCGGUGUUGAAGGAUUUUCUCUCCAGCAUCGAGAAGAAGGCGCUGAAGGCUCUGCAGGAGAUGAGCUCGGCCGCCCCCAGCACCCCCCCACAGCCCCUGUCCCGCAAGGCCAAGAGCAUCCCGGUGCAGACCUUCGAGGUGAAGCUGGACGUCACCUUGGGGGACCUGACCAAGAUCGGGAAGUCCCAGAAGUACACGUUGAGCGUGGACGUGGAAGGGGGGAAGCUGGUGGUGCUGAAGAAGCAGAAGGACACGCAGGAGGACUGGAACACCUUCACCCACGACAAGAUCCGGCAGCUGAUCAAAUCCCAGCGCGUGCAGAACAAACUGGGCAUCGUCUUCGAGAAGGAGAAGGACAAAACGCAGCGGAAGGACUUCGUGUUCGCCAGCGCCCGGAAGCGAGAGGCCUUUUGCCAGCUCCUGCAGCUGAUGAAGAACCGACAUUCCCACCAGGAUGAGCCCGACAUGAUCUCCAUCUUCAUCGGCACGUGGAACAUGGGCAGUGUCCCUCCCCCCAAGAGCAUCGCCUCGUGGGUGACGUCCAAGGGGCUGGGCAAGACGCUGGAGGAGGUGUCGGUGGCCAUCCCCCACGACAUCUACGUGUUCGGCACCCAGGAGAACUCCCUGGGCGACAAGGACUGGGUGGAUUUCCUGCGCGCCGCCCUCAAGGACUGCACCGACCUCGAGUACCGCCCGGUGGCGGUGCAGGCGCUGUGGAGCAUCAAGGUGGUGGUGCUGGUGAAGCCGGAGCACGAGAACCGCAUCAGCCACGUCAGCACCUCCAGCGUCAAGACCGGCAUCGCCAACACCCUGGGGAACAAAGGCGCCGUCGGUGUCUCCUUCAUGUUCAACGGCACCUCCUUGGGCUUCGUGAACUGCCACCUCACCUCGGGCAGCGAGAAGACAGCGCGGAGGAACCAGAACUACGUGGACAUCCUGCGCCUGCUCUCGCUCGGGGACAAGCAGUUGAGCUCCUUCGACAUCUCCCUGCGCUUCACCCACCUCUUCUGGUUCGGGGACCUCAACUACCGCCUGGACAUGGACAUCCAGGAGAUCCUCAACUACAUCAGCCGCAAGGAGCUGGACCCGCUGCUCAAGGUGGAUCAGCUCAACCUGGAGAGGGAGAAGCACAAGGUGUUCCUGCGCUUCGGAGAGGAGGAGAUCACGUUCCCCCCCACCUACCGCUAUGAGAGGGGCUCCAGGGACACCUACGUGUGGCACAAGCAGAAGCCAACGGGGGUCCGCACCAACGUGCCCUCGUGGUGUGACCGCAUCCUCUGGAAGUCCUACCCCGAGACCCACGUCAACUGCAACGCCUAUGGGUGCACCGAUGACAUUGUCACCAGCGACCACUCGCCUGUCUUCGCCUCCUUCGAGGUGGGGGUGACGUCCCAGUUUGUCUCCAAGAAAGGGCUCUCCAAGUCCUCGGAGCAGGCUUACAUCGAGUUCGAGAGCAUCGAGGCCAUCGUGAAGACGGCCAGCCGCACCAAGUUCUUCAUCGAGUUCUACUCCACCUGCCUGGAGGAGUUCAAGAAGAGCUUCGAGAACGACGCUCAGAGCAGCGACAACAUCAACUUCCUCAAGGUGCAGUGGUCGUCCCGGCAGCUGCCCACGCUGAAGCCCAUCCUCUCGGACAUCGAGUACCUGCAGGACCAGCACCUCCUGCUCACCGUCAAGUCCCUCGAUGGGUACGAGUCCUACGGGGAGUGUGUGAUCGCGCUCAAGUCCAUGAUCGGCAGCACGGCGCAGCAGUUCCUCACCUUCCUGUCGCACCGCGGCGACGAGACCGGCAACAUCCGCGGCUCCAUGAGGGUGCGGGUGCCCGCCGAGCGCCUGGGCACCCGCGAGAGGCUCUACGAGUGGAUCAGCAUCGACAAGGACGAGGCGGCUGCCGGCAAGGGGAAGGUGCCGCUGGGUGCCAGGGCCACCCAGGACUGUGCCAGAUCCUCCACCCGCAAGCCCGCCGCUGCCGAUCCCACCACCAUUCCCAAGCCUGCGGAGGAUGCGGAGCAGACCAGCGCCAUCCCCGCCCCGCGGCCCCCUGCCCCACACCGCAGGGACGAGCCCGCCCCCAGCCGAGCCAAGGCGGAGGCGGAGCCGCUGCAGAACAGCUUCAACAACCCCGCGUACUACGUGCUGGAGGGGGUCCCGCACCAGCGGCGCCGCCGCCCGUCCAGCCCCCCCGCGCCGCGGGACGGCAGCUCCUCGGACGAGGACGCGCUCAACCUCCCGCCGCCCGACUUCCCCCCCCCGCCGCUGCCGCGGGACCUGGCGCCGGGCCCCGCGGCCGCCGCCAAGGAGCCGCCGGGGCCGGUGGUGGCCGCGGGGCGGGAGGAGCCCCGCGCCCGGCCCGGCCCCACCGAGGGGCUCCCGCCGCGGCUGCAGCCGGGCCCGGGCGCGGCGCUGGGCGCCCCCGACGGCUCCUGCUCCGUGCUGCAGAUGGCCAAGAGCCUGAGCGAGCAGGAGUUCGGGGCCGGGAGCGGGGCGCCCCCCCCGCGCCUGCACCCCGAGUACGGGCGCGCCAUCGCCUUCCACACGCACCCCAUCCGCGAGAGCAUCCAGGAGGACCUGGCCGAGGAGGCGGUGGGUGCUGGGGGUGCUGUGGGGGUCUGGCUGCGGGCUCUGGGGCUGCAGAGGUACGAACAGGGGCUGGUGCACAACGGUUGGGACGACCUCGAGUUCCUCAGUGACAUCACGGAGGAGGACCUGGAGGAGGCCGGAGUGCGGGAUCCGGGCCACAAGCGCGUCCUCCUGGAGAGCCUCCAGCUCCGCAAGUAGCCGGGAUCCCGCAUCCCGCAUCCCAGCGUCAUCCCGGAUCUGCAUCCCAGCAUCCCGGAUCCACAUCCCAUUGUCCCGGAUCCCACCAGCAGCCAGCAGCACCGGGACCCCCCCAUCCUGGGCGCUGGGCAAUGGGGGUUUGGGGGUGCAGGGGGGGUUUGGGGGUGCUGGGACCUGGUCAGACAAUUUCAGGGGGUCCCAUCAUGGGGCUCCCCUUGGUUAAGUUAUUUCUUAUUUAUUGGAGGGUCCUGGGGGGGGUUUGGGUGAUUCCCCCCCCCCCGGGACCUCAGGGUGCCCCCAUGGCCCCUUGCACCCAGGGAGGAGGAGGAAGAAGCUCUGAGCAAUGCUGUGGCUCAGCCCAAGUGCCUUCAUGAUGCCAGGAUGGGAUGUGGGAGAUGGGGUGUGGGAGACAGGGUGUGGGAAAUGGGGUGUGGGUGCUCUACCAGCCCCCAUGGGUGACACCAGGGAGACCUCAGGGUGCCCAUCCCCACCCAUAGGUUCCCAUCCCCACCAUGGGGUCCCAUCAUCACCCAUUCAGGUCCCCUCCCUACUCAUGGGGUCCCAUCCCCACCGCGGGGUCCCACCACAGCAGAACCCCACCAGUGCCUUCACCCAGCACCCCUCCCAUCACCACCAGUGCCUUGGGGUGCCCCCCCCCCCCUCCAUUCCCAGUUUGCCCAUCAGGUACUUCUUACUGGAUCCGUCCCCUCCUGGGGCUGUGUCACCCUUGGGGGCAGCAGGGCUGGAACCAGGACCCCCAGCAUGGGUGCUCCCCCGGGCUCCCCAUGGGUGCUUCCCCAGAUCCUCCCAUGGGUGCUCCCCUGGGUGUCCCCAUGGGUGCUCAGCCCCCAACCUCACCAAGUGCCCUUCCAGGGGGGGUCCCCAAGAUGGGGGUCCCCAGGGUAAGCGGUCUCCCUAGAAUGGGGAGUCCCCAUGGUGGGGGUUCCCCAGGAUGGGGGAUGCUCAGGAUAGAGGGACCCCAGGAUAGGGUGUUACCAUCAUGGGGGGUCCCCAGGGUGGGGGUCUCCCCAUGGUGGCAGGACCAUCAAGACAGGGGGUCCCCAGGGUGGGGGGUCAUCCACCAGUGUGACCCCCCCCGGGCUCUCCCUGUCCCCAUGGGCUGCACCCCAGGAUCAAUGGGGGGGUGAUGGGGGGUGAUGGGUGCCCCCAGGCCCCCCCGUGUCCCCCUCUCCUCGGGCCCCCCCCGUGUCCCCCCAGUUCUGCUCCGGCUGAGAUGAAGGAUGGGCCCGAACCCCCCCGGACCCCCCCGAACCCCCCUUUGGUGUGAACUUGACCAUGACCCAUUAAAGCCUCAAGUCGUGUC
Molecule: messenger RNA, 4879 nt
Organism: Strigops habroptila (Kakapo)
Lineage: Eukaryota; Metazoa; Chordata; Aves; Psittaciformes; Psittacidae
Gene: INPPL1
Product: inositol polyphosphate phosphatase like 1
Exons: 28
Coding region: 1-3555 (1184 amino acids)
Biological process (GO): phosphatidylinositol dephosphorylation
Molecular function (GO): phosphatase activity; protein binding
Source: RefSeq, a predicted model, not a curated record